Messenger RNA from Mauremys mutica (yellowpond turtle), 3680 nucleotides. Its product is annotated as zinc finger protein 585B-like. Bases 298 to 2097 code for a protein of 599 amino acids. The transcript has 2 exons. Lineage: Eukaryota; Metazoa; Chordata; Testudines; Geoemydidae. The record is from RefSeq and is a predicted model, not a curated record.
CCUCUUCCCAAACCUGAUCUAAUCAGCCGGCUGGAACAAGGGGAAGAGCCGUGGGUGCCCGAUCUCCAGGCCUGCGAGGAAAGAGAGAUCCCAAGAGUCGCCCACACAGCAGGUAACGAGCCAGAGAGUGAGAAAAAGGAGAGGAAUCAACAACAGGAAGUUCCUGGGCACGGAGAACCACAGGAGACCUUUGUGGGAAGAGCUGCAGGGAAUUUUUCCCAGUGGUUGGAACAGGGAGAAGCCUGGGGAAAUUGGCAGAGGUCAGAGAGGCUGCUGAGAAACUACUCAAGGGAGCAAAUGGAUGAAUUUAUUAUCUGUGGGGAAGGAUACAGGGAUCCCACAGCCCAGCAGACAACCCCUAGGGAAGACAAACACCAUGAAUGCCUUGGUUAUGGAAAAGGAUUCGUUCUGGGACCACAGUUUGCUUCACCUCAGACAAUUCAUACUGGAGAGAAAUCACUUCAGUGCUUGGACCAUGGAAGAAGCCACACGGGACAGAAACCCUAUCAAUGCCUUAAGGGCAGGAACUCUUUGAAUUGGAAGUCAGCACUGACUACACAUCAGAUAAGCCACAUAGGAGAGAAACCCCAUAAGUGCUUGGCCUGUGGGAAAAGUUUCAUACAUAGGUCAGCCCUUGUUAAUCAUCAGGCAAUCGACACUGGAGAGAGACCUCAUAUGUGCUUAGACUGCGGAAAAAGAUUCAUACAUAGAUCAGUCCUUGUUAAUCAUCAAGCAGUCCACACAGGAGAGAGAUCCCAUAAGUGCUUAGACUGCGGAAAAUUUUUUAUAUGGAAGUCAGCCCUAGUUAAACAUCAGGCAAUCCACACUGGAGAGAGACCCCAUAAGUGCUUGAACUGUGGGAAAAGUUUCAUACGUAGGUCAGCCCUUGUUAAUCAUCAGGCAGUCCACAUGGGAGAGAGACCCCAUAAGUGUUUAGACUGUGGAAAAAGUUUCAUAUGGAAGUCAGGCCUUGCUAAUCAUCAGGCAGUCCACACUGGAGAGAGACCCCACAAGUGCUUGGACUGUGGGACAAGUUUCAUACAGAAGUCAGACCUUUUAAAACAUCAGGCAAUCCACACAGGAGAGAGUCCCCAUAUGUGCUUAGACUGUGGGGAAAGUUUCAUACAGAAGUCAGACCUUUUAAAACAUCAGGCAAUCCACACAGGAGAGAGACCCCGUAUGUGCUUAGACUGCGGAAAAAGUUUCAUACAGAGGUCAUACCUUUUAAAACAUCAGGUAAUCCACACAGGAGAGAGACCCCAUAAGUGCUUAGACUGUGGAAAAAAUUUUGUAUGGGAGUCAGCCCUUGUUAAUCAUCAGGCAAUCCACACAGGAGAGAGACCCCAUAUGUGCUUAGACUGUGGGAAAAGUUUCAUACAGAGGUCAGCCCUUGUAAGACAUCAGGCAGUCCACACAGGAGAGAGAUCCCAUAAGUGCUUAGACUGUGGGAAAAGUUUCAUACACAAGUCAAAUCUUAAAACACAUCAGAAGAUCCACACAGGUGAGAGAUCCCAUAAGUGCUUAGACUGUGGAAAAAAAUUUAUAUGGAAGUCAGCCCUUGUUAAACAUCAAGCAGUCCACACAGGAGAGAGAUCCCAUAAGUGCUUAGACUGUGGGAAAAGUUUCAUACACAGGUCAAAUCUUAUAACACAUCAGAAGAUCCACAGAGGUGAGAGCUCCCAUAAGUGCUUAGACUGUGGAAAAAUUUUUGUAUGGAAGUCAGCCCUUGUUAAACAUCAAGCAGUCCACACAGGAGAGAGAUCCCAUAAGUGCUUAGACUGUGGGAAAAGUUUCAAACGCAGGUCAAAUCUUAUAGCACAUCAGAAGAUCCACACAGGAGAGAGACCCCACAAGUGCUUGGACUGUGGGACAAGUUUCAUACAGAGGUCAGACCUUGUUAAACAUCAGGUAAUCCACACAGGAGAGAGACCCCACAAGUGUUUAGACUGUGGGAAGAGUUUCAUAAGGAGAUCAACCCUUCUUAAUCAUCAGGCAAUCCACACAGGAGAGAGACCCCAUAAGUGCUUAGACUGUGGGAAGAGUUUCAUAAGGAGAUCAACCCUUGUUAGACAUAAAGUAGUCCACACAGGAGAGUGACCUCAUCAGUGCUCAGACUGUGGGAAAAGAUUCAUGCAGAGUUCAACCCUUGUUAAACAUCAGGCAAUCCAUACAAGGGGAAGACCAUAAGUGCUUGGACUCUGGGAAAGUUUCAGAAUCAGAUCGGCCGUUUUAAACAUCAGGCAAAACACACGUAGUGUUUAGACUAUGGAAAAACAUUUCAAAUAGAUGUCAGCCCUUCUUUUACAUCAGAGAAUCCACCCAGGGAGACACCCUGUAACUGCUUAGCCUUUGGAAAGACUUUUAUACACAAUCAAACAUUGUUAAACAUCCAGCAAUCCACAUUGGGGAGAGACCCCAUAAGUGCUUUGACUGUGAGAAACAUUUCAGAAACGAUCAGUCCUUGUUUUAGAUCAAAGAAUCCACACAAGAUCAAGACUCCAUAAGUACUGGACUGUGACAAAAGUUUCAGACAGUGAUCAGACGUCAUUAAACGUUGGAGAAUUCACACACAAACUAAACUUCUGAGAUACCUGCCAGAAAGAGUUAAGAACCUUGCAGGCUAUUUGGCCUAGAUUCAACAUUUAAAGACAUGUCAGAAAAGUUUGUAAAUGAUGAUUGGGGCCAUUCCAAGUUAUAUAGACUAGAACUUUGAAUGUGAACUUGUAUUGUUAAAAUCUUGGAAGAAGAUAGUAGUGUGGUUGAUUAAUUACAAUUAACUCAAAAAAUAAUGGUGUGUAUUUAAACUCAGAAAUAAAGCAAUUAAAAACUUUAGAGCCUAGAAGUCCACUCAGUGCUACUUCUUUUUCUGCUAAUCGCUAAGACAAGUAAGUUUGUUUACAUUUACGGGAGAUAAUGCUGCCUGUUUCUAAUUUAUGAUGUCACCUGAAAGUCUGGCACGUUUAGCUGGCAGUGCAGAUAUUUAUGUGGAAGAUAUACUAAACAUGCCUAUGUACCUUCAUGCUUCGGCAUUCCAGUGGACAUGCUUCCAUGCUGACAAUGCUCUUUAAAAAAAAAAAUUCAUUAGAUACAUUUGUGAUUGAACUUCUUGGAGGACAAUUGUAUGUCCCCUGUUCUGUUUUACACACAUUCUGCCAAAUAUUUCCUAUUAUAAAAGUCACGGAUAAUGACCUAGCACCUAUUAAUUUUAAGGACACUUUCACUGCUGAUUUGAGAAAAUGCAAAGAAAGUAAUAAUCUGAGAUUUCUAAAGAUAGCUACAGCUUUCGGCCAAAGGGUUAAGAAUCUGAAGUACCUUCCAAAAUCUGAGAGGGACGAGGUGUGGAGCAUGCUUUCAGAAGUCUUAAAAGAGCAACACUGCGAUGCGGAUGCUACAGAACUCGAACCACAAAAAAAGAAAAUCAACCUUCUGCUGGUGGCAUCUGACUCAGUUGAUGGAAAUGAACAUGCGUCAGUCCACUCUGCUUUGGAUCAUUAUCUGUUAGAACCCGUCAUUAGCAUGGAGGCAUGUCCUCUGGAAUGGUGGUUCCAGCAGGAAGGGACACAUGACUCUUUAGCGCAUCUGGCACAUAAAUAUCUUGCGACACCGGCUGCAAUAGUGCCCCGAGAACGCCUGUUCUCACUUUCAGGUGAUAUUGUAAACAAGAAGCGGGCAGCAUUAUC